CCACCACUGGUUGGCGGAUGUUUAAAAUGUCAGAAGAUUUCGAAGAAAAAGUUAAGCUGUAUAAGGAUAUGGGAAAGACAGCUUUUGUCAUCGGCUACACUGGGGAGUGUGGGAAGGAGCUCGUCAAAGCCUUGUCGAAGAAUAAGAUAUUCAACAAAGUAGUCCUCAUCGGUCGCAGGAAAGUGGACCUCAGUCCUGAUCCUGGACCAGAGUUUGAACAAAAAGUUGUCGAUUAUGAUAAGCUGGACGAACACACAGAGACGUUCCAAGGAGCACAUGUUGGCUACUGUUGUUUAGGUACUACCAAAGGCAAGGCAGGAAAGGAAGGAUUUAUCAAGGUUGAUCGGGAUUAUGUGCUAAAAAGUGCCGAGAUUGCCAAAUCUAACGGCUGUCAACAUUUUAGUGUCGUGACGGCUUCAUCAGCGAAUAAAAACAGCACAUUUCUUUACAUAAAGACCAAAGGAGAAGUGGAAGAUGCUCUUACAAAAAUGGCGUUUGAUAAGUUGUCUAUCUUUAAGCCAGGAUUGCUGUUGUGUGAUCGCGUAGAGAGUCGCAUAGGAGAACGAAUUGCCAUGAUUUGUAUGAAACCCUGGACAAUGAUGUUUCCCACAAUUGGGUCAGUACCUACAGCGUUCGUGGGUAGAGCGAUGGUUAUAGACACAGUGACACCGGGUGAUGAAAAACUCAGGAUCUACAACAAUGGCGAAAUACAUAGAUUGGUCAAACAAGAUGAGAAGCAGUAA
Ylistrum balloti is the source of this 743-nucleotide messenger RNA. Its product is annotated as oxidoreductase HTATIP2-like. Gene Ontology annotation, biological process: import into nucleus. Bases 18 to 743 code for a protein of 241 amino acids. Lineage: Eukaryota; Metazoa; Mollusca; Bivalvia; Pectinida; Pectinidae. The transcript is spliced from 6 exons. The record is from RefSeq and is a predicted model, not a curated record. Gene Ontology annotation, cellular component: cytoplasm.